This is a messenger RNA of Gossypium raimondii (Peruvian cotton), 1340 nucleotides long. Its product is annotated as homeobox protein knotted-1-like 3. Gene Ontology annotation, biological process: regulation of DNA-templated transcription. Gene Ontology annotation, cellular component: nucleus. The transcript has 5 exons. Lineage: Eukaryota; Viridiplantae; Streptophyta; Magnoliopsida; Malvales; Malvaceae. Gene Ontology annotation, molecular function: DNA binding; DNA-binding transcription factor activity, RNA polymerase II-specific. The record is from RefSeq and is a predicted model, not a curated record. Bases 184 to 1056 code for a protein of 290 amino acids.
AGUAGACCAAGAAAUUUUAACUCAAACAUCAUUGGCUGUUCCUCCUGCGUCAUUGUAGAUCUCCCCGUCUCUUUUAUUUCACAAUUCUCCAACAACCCUGCUUUGGUGUUUUUUUCUCUCUUCAUAGCUACAUCUCUCUCUCCUUUGAUCUUCUUCUUUACCAAAACUUAAACCUCUUCAAACAUGGCUUUUGAUGGUUUUGUCUCCCACCAUAGUGAACACAUGCAAACCCUUGCUUUUAACCAACCCUCUUCACCUCCCAACUUCGACCCAGCUAAAUGCAAGGCCGAGAUAAUAGGGCAUCCCAUGUACCCCCAGUUGUUGGAAGGCCACGUGGCUUGUCUACGUGUUGCCACGCCUGUUGACCAGCUCCCUAAGAUCGAUGCUCAGUUGGCUAGGUCCCAAGAUGUCUCAGCUAAGUACUCAUCAUCACCUGCUGCUGGGGCUGCUCACCAUGAACUCGAUCACUUCAUGGCAAAUUAUGUGCUAUUGCUUGGUUUCUUUAAAGACCAAUUGCAACAACAUGUUCGUGUUCAUGCAAUGGAAGCGGUUAUGUCUUGUUGGGAUCUUGAGCAAUCACUUCAAAGUUUAACAGGUGUAUCUCCAGGUGAAGGCACAGGUGCAACAAUGUCUGAUGAUGAAGAUGAAGUUGUAGAUAAUGAUCACAGUUUGUUUGAUGGAAGCUUCGAUGGGAUUGACAGCAUGGGAUUUGGCCCUCUUGUCCCAUCAGAAACUGAGAGAUCCUUAAUGGAACAUGUUAGGCAAGAACUUAAGCACGAAUUGAAACAGGGUUACAAAGAGAAAAUUGUGGACGUUAGAGAGGAAAUUCUGCGCAAGAGAAGAGCUGGAAAGCUACCUGGUGACACCACCUUGAUUUUAAAAGCAUGGUGGCAGUCACAUUCCAAAUGGCCUUACCCAACAGAAGAAGACAAAGCAAGAUUAGCACAGAAAACAGGAUUACAGUUGAAGCAGAUUAAUAAUUGGUUUAUAAACCAAAGAAAAAGGAAUUGGCAUAAUACCCCCUCCACUUCUCUGAAGAGCAAACGUGAGAAGUAGGCUGCUAAUGGAUGUAUGCAUAUGUGUCUUGAUGAAAAUGAGCUUUUCACGAGAACAUUUGUCGAUUUUAAUUUGGAAAAGAAGUAUGCAGGUUAAACCAGUGAUGAAGCCUUAAUGUAAGCAAAAGAAAAGCGCUCUGCAUAGCAUUAAUAUAGCUUUGCUAGAUGGUUCUGUAAUCAUUUGGCUCAUGCUUUCCUAUGUAUGUACAAGAAUGACUUCAAUAAGUCGUGGGUUUAUAAUGUAAUUAUCUACUUGGUCAUAUAUAACAUGUUUUUACCAAUUAA